Xiphias gladius (swordfish) is the source of this 321-nucleotide messenger RNA. RefSeq names its product CD59 glycoprotein-like. The transcript is spliced from 3 exons. Bases 1 to 321 code for a protein of 106 amino acids. The record is from RefSeq and is a predicted model, not a curated record. NCBI's taxonomy places the organism in Eukaryota, Metazoa, Chordata, Actinopteri, Istiophoriformes, Xiphiidae.
AUGAGACUGUGUGCAUCUUUGGCUUUCAUCUGUAUGAUGCUGUCAGCAGUGUAUGGGUUAAGGUGUUACACCUGCUGGGAUAAUAACCCCGGCACCUGCAAUAACAUAUGGGUUUGUCCUAAGGACUAUGACCGCUGUGCCACAACAAUAGUUGCUCAAAAUCUGAUCUCCAAAUACUGUACGAGGAGUGAUGUGUGCAAUAAUGUUGAUACCGUGGGUGUCAGAUGCUGUGCUGAAGACCUGUGUAAUGGAGCAAAACACAGUGGAGUCUUUAUCCCUCUCCUUGUAGUGCCCUUAGCCAUUAUUACACUCUUCAUUUGA